Sphenostylis stenocarpa is the source of this 2895-nucleotide messenger RNA. The record is from the annotation of a GenBank genome assembly. Lineage: Eukaryota; Viridiplantae; Streptophyta; Magnoliopsida; Fabales; Fabaceae.
AUGGACUUCGUCCCAAGCUCCCGGAAGCGGAACCGUACCACUGCAACACUCACCCGCAGCCGAUUACAUCUCCUUCUUCACCGGAUCCGCUCCGGUCAACUCCAGUUCGAUCCCAUUCAGACUCAUGACGAACCGUACCCCUUAGACUUGCACUUUCACCAAAUCAAUUGCAAAAGACCAAAGCGUGACCACAACCAGCCUCCUCGUCUUCUGACCAAGGACCUUCGUGCCAAGCGAGUGUAUUCGCCUCCGCUGUCCACCAACUCCGUUUUGAUCCGAGGCACGUAUUCCAAGGAGAUUAUUGAUGAUUCCAAUUGUACGGAUGGAAAUGUUGGGGAGGAUCUGGACUUGAGACUUUCUGGCAAGGCUCGGACCUCCUAUCUGAAAAAAGUUGAAUCGUUAGAAGAGAGCAUCAAAUUGCAAGAUUGCAGGAGAAAGAACGACGGAUAUUGUUUGGAGAAAAUUGAUGGUUUGGAUGUAUCACUGGUACCAACUACUCUACCUGAUGCUGAGGUAUGUGUUGGCUCAACUUUCAAAUAUACACCUUCUUCUGGGAAAGAUAAGUCAAAGAAUGGUUCUUCUCUUAUGAACAAAAUUGUUCUCAGACCACGUGUCCAGGGGAAGUUGUUCAAGGCCCCAGAGAUUAAAUGCUUGAGUGAAUCGAAGGUGGAUGCCACUGCUGAUUAUGGUGUUAAUGCUGUUGGGAGUGAUUUCCCCAAUGAUGGCUCUAAUCAAUUGUCUAACCACAGAAACAAUAUUGAUUGUGCCGUGCCCAGUUAUCGUGCUUGUACCUCAUCGGAGUUUGGUGUUUUCAGUGAAGAAUGUAUACUGACAACUGCUCCUGAUGCUGAUUUUUAUGAUAAUUCAGAGGUCAAUGUCAAACCCAUGGAUUUGACCAGAAGCACCGAAGUAAAUGCUGGUGAACGGUUUUGUCUGAAAGCUGACCUGGGGAAAGAUUCUCUUGAGGGUAAAUGUGUUCCUAGACAGCGUUUGCACAGCAAACUUUUUAAAACCCUAGGUUCUGUAAGCUAUAAAAGGUUGCUUCCAUUUCUAAUGGAUCUUACCAAAGAUUACUCUGGCACAUCCAAAUUUGAUAAUGAGACUCGUCAUCAAGAAGAAAAGGAACAUAUGCAUCCAAAGAGUUUCCAACGUCCUUUGUCAUCUCAAAGUGAAGAAGCUUCUCUAAAAGGACACAAGACAGACGGCAGUCCCAUGCAUGCUACAGUUGAAUCCCAUGGAGUAGAAAACUACGUUUUAGUUUAUCCUUCUAAAGAGUUAUCUCAUGACAACCAACCAAAUUUAACACCUUCUCAAGUCUUGCCUGAAUUGCCAACGCAUUUGGACUCAAAAGAAGUGGUUGGUGAGGGUUUAUCUGCACCCUCUGUCAACGAACAUACAGAGAAAAUGGUUAAUGGUGAAUGCUUGAGUGCAUCAGAACUUAAUCCAUGUUCAGUAAUGGAGGAUGAUUUUCACUCUGCUAAGGAAGUUGCAAAUGUUGCGCUUGCGCACAAUGAGAACCUCCAGGAAGUACAAAAUAAGAUAUCCAAACGACACGACUGUGAGUCACCACCCAAAGAUCAUAAUAGACUUUAUGUCAAAGGUGAUAUCUCUGAGUUUACAUUUGUGCAUCAUUCAAAUAUAGAAAAAGGAUUGACAAUCGAUUGUGAUGAAAACAAGCAGUUUGUGAAUCUGGAGGAGCGUGAAUCUGUUAAUAUAUUUCCUCAAGAAGGUCAGAGUCUAUGUCAUUUGGAUCCAAAUGUGCUAGAUGUUGACGAGAAUGUUACAAGUUUAAAUCAUGCCCUGGCUUCAAAUGAUAUACUUAGAUCACCUGAGAAGAUUAUGUCAAGAAAAUCUGACAUGACAGGACAUUGUGGUGACAAAGAAGGAAGUGGGCAGAAUGUCAUAGUUUUAUAUUCGAGGAUGCCUUCAGAAGGUAGUGAUAACAAUAAGACUAGUGAAAUUGUAAAUGACUCUGAAUCCAAGAACACACCGAAACAGGUUCUUGAACGUUGUCUGCAGUUUAAAUUGUUGAAACAGGCCGGAUCUUUAAACUGCAAAAGACUGCUACCGUUUUUAUUGAAUACUAUGAAAGAUAAUUCUUGCCAUUCUGGUACUCAACAUCAAAUAGGGCUAAACAAUUAUAGUUCAAGCCGAAAAUUUCAAAUUCCUGUAUUUCAGUCAUCUCAUGAUUCAUGCGAAGUGAUUCAACUGCAAGACAAGCAGGUUGUAUUGAAUGGAUUCUGCAAGCCAGAGAGCUCUACUGAUCCAUCAAUUUCUUCUCAGGAAAGAGAAUUACCAAUCAUAGGAACUAUGAUUAAAGAAGUUAUCACCAAGAAAGAAAAAGCUACACCUCCCUUGUCCAAAUCAUCAGUUUUCUCCGAAGUAAAAGGAAAUGGUUCUCUUAUGAUGUCUUCUAGUGAGAAACCACCUGAAACACACAAAUGUUGUGAGAGCUUGUCUGAACUGAAAGUCGUUGGGGGCCCUGCUGUUGGUUUAAGAAAAGGAAUUUUAAAAAGAAAUCCAAGAGGAUGCAGAGGGCUCUGCGCAUGUUUGAACUGUGUUUCUUUUCGCCUUCAUGCAGAAAGAGCAUUUGAAUUUUCUAAAAGUCAAUUGCUAGAUGCCAAAGAGGUUGCCCAUGACCUUAUGAAAGAACUAUCUCAUCUAAGAAAUAUGUUAGAAAGAUAUGCGGAUAAUGUCAACAUCAAUCAAGUUUUUGAUGCAAGCCAGGUGAAAGAAGCUUGCAGGAAAGCAUAUGCAGUAGAAGAACUUGCGAAGGACCGGCUUAAUCAGAUGCACGAUGAUCUUAACAUCCGUAGCAGAAUAACAAGGUUGCAGGCACCAAGGGUGACAUUUGCAGUUCAUGUUGAAGAAAAUACAACUCAACCAGGUGGUUAA